Molecule: messenger RNA, 3051 nt
Organism: Anarrhichthys ocellatus (wolf-eel)
Lineage: Eukaryota; Metazoa; Chordata; Actinopteri; Perciformes; Anarhichadidae
Gene: ptdss1a
Product: phosphatidylserine synthase 1a
Exons: 13
Coding region: 220-1641 (473 amino acids)
Biological process (GO): phosphatidylserine biosynthetic process
Molecular function (GO): L-serine-phosphatidylethanolamine phosphatidyltransferase activity
Source: RefSeq, a predicted model, not a curated record
AAUACUUUCUCUAAAACCGUCUUCCCCUCUUUUAACUCCUCUGUUGCUCAUUCUGCCUUUGCUGUUUAAUCAUAUUUGUACUUUGCCGGUUUGCUACGUAAUCCUGUGUAUUUAUUUUAACCGUUUCCUCUCUGUCUGUAGUAACAGUUUGUGGUGGGUCGCUUUCUCAUGUUACUGUGAGGUACUGCCCCGCUGCUGCCUGCUGCGCUGCCUCCUGGUAUGGCGUAUGUGUACAGCAAGUCCCACACCUUGAGCAAGGAUGAUGUGAACUACAGAAUGCAUUUCCGAAUGAUAAACGAGCAGCAGGUUGAGGAUAUCACCAUAGAGUUCUUCUACAGGCCGCACACGAUAACGCUGCUGACAUGCACGGUGCUGAGUUUGAUGUAUUUCGCGUUCGCGAGAGAUGAUGGAAAUCCCAACAAUAAUCUCUGGGUGGGGCUCAUCCUGGUCAUCUCCUUCUUUCUUGUCAUCAGUGUUUUGGCAUUUCCUAACGGACCAUUCACUCGACCGCAUCCAGCAAUAUGGCGAAUCGUUUUUGGUCUGAGUGUCCUCUACUUCCUGUUCCUGGUGUUAGUCAUCUUCCUCAACUGGAGGCAAGUGAAGCAACUAAUGUAUUGGUUGGACCCAAACCUGCGUUAUGCCAAGAGAGAGGCAGACAUAAUGGACUAUGCUGUGAAUUGCCAUGUCAUCACCUGGGAGAGAAUCCUGAGCCAUUUUGACAUUUUUGCAUUUAGCCAUUUCUGGGGCUGGGGUAUGAAGGCCCUGCUUAUUCGAAGCUAUGGCCUCUGUUGGACCAUCAGUAUUACCUGGGAGCUCACUGAGCUGUUCUUCAUGCAUCUGCUGCCUAACUUUGCCGAGUGCUGGUGGGACCAGGUGAUUCUGGACAUCCUGCUGUGUAAUGGAGGAGGCAUCUGGCUUGGCAUGACUGUCUGUCGCUUUUUGGAGAUGAGGACCUACCACUGGGCCAGUAUUAAGGACAUCCACACCACCACGGGGAAGAUCAAGCGAGCCGCGUUACAGUUCACCCCUGCGAGCUGGACCUACGUACGCUGGCUUGACCCAAAGUCUUCCCUGCAGCGAGUGAUGGGCGUCUAUCUGUUCAUGAUCAUCUGGCAGCUGACAGAGUUGAACACAUUCUUCCUCAAGCACAUUUUCAUCUUUCCUGCAAGCCAUGCUCUUAGCUGGUGUCGGAUCCUGUUCGUCGGUAUCAUCACAGCUCCCACAGUGAGGCAGUAUUAUGCGUACCUCACAGACACACAGUGCAAGAGGGUUGGGACCCAGUGCUGGGUGUUUGGGGCAAUAGCCUUUCUGGAGGCCUUGGCAUGUAUUAAGUUUGGACAGGACUUGUUCUCAAAAACGCAGAUCCUCUAUGUGAUCCUCUGGCUGCUGUGUUUGGCCUUCAUUACAUUCCUCUGCCUGUUUGGAAUGGUGUGGUGUGCUGAAAAUUAUGGUCCAAGAGAAACGAGCCUCUCAGAAUGUGAAGACAGUAAUUACCCUGAAUCUGCUGACCAUGUGUCAGAAGUAUUUAAAGAGUUUGGUGUUUCAGAAGACACGGAUGUGGACGACGACAGCCCUACAACCCGACGCAGAGGGAUGGGCUCUGGAAAGACCAAAUCCAUCAAUGGCCUGGACAGCCAGUAGGAGUCGGAGUUGGAUCCAGAGGCUGGUGUGCGACUCCUGAACUCACUCCAGGGAGCCAGGUGUGAAGGAUCACAGGUUGAAAAAAAAAAAAAAAAAGGGGGUAAAGAUGCAACCACUUCCUGGUGUAAUUAAAGUCUAGAACGCUCCCAUCGACAGUAGAGGGAGUGGAGACAGGAGAGGCUAAGCGGAUGAACAGGCCCAUGCAGUGUUGUUAGGAGUGCACAGAGGCUUGGACCAGAGAGAUGCACACUUAACUGUGUGCUGUAGUCAUAAAAAAACUCCUAAACCACUGUUCACAGUGUGUGUGAAGAGUGAGAGAGAGAGAGAGGGAGGGAAAGCGUGGUUGUGUGUUCGUGAGAAAGAGGUGGCAAUAAAAACUGCCGAUUUAUAGAUAUGACUGCAUGAUCAUUAUAGCUGAUGAACUAUAAUUUCCAAUUAUUCUACGAUACAGUAUAUCAUCGAUGGACAAUGUACAUUUGACUGGUUUACACCAGUCUUAACUCGUACGUUGGUUCAACACAUUUUUAAUGUUAAAAGCCAUUCUGUAGACUUUAUCACAUUUGUUUAUAGCACAGAGGCUACGGUCUUUUUAUUAGCCUCUGCGUCUAUUGUCUAUUUACAUCAUAGGUGUUCAGUGUUUUCGUGUUUAUAACUUGAAUGUGGGCAGGAGUUCAAUGCAACACGGCUUUAGCUCGGUAGGAUCAUCGACCGAGGAUUGUGUUUGGCCUGGAACAAAGCAAAGCACACAGUUUAAGCACUUUUCAGAAUAUUUUCUUGCAAAUACUGUACAUUUUGUAACGCUUGAGUAUUUUGUGAAUCAUUGUGACUUUGAGUGAUUUUACUCUCCCUGUCCAUCUGUGGCUGCUAUCUUUUUUUUUACUGUACUGAUAACAGAGGGCAAUUAUUCAAAUUCCUGCAUGUGUUGUCAGGUUCUACCUGUCUGAGUGCAGGUGUGUUUUUGUUUAACUGUCGACCUUAUUGUUAUGGCAUAUAUUGCAUUUGCAUGGCUGUGUCAAAUGAAGUGUUUUAGUAAGAAAAGAGUAGUCAAGAGAUCUUCGUAUGACACCACACACCAGGGCGCUAGUAUUGUUGGUCUUUCACUGUCAUCGAAACAUUUUAAUUCGCCCCUUGUGCCUGUUUGCGUGUUUUUUUUAUUCUCAGUUUGUAUUACGACUAAAUGUGUGCUUUUUGUGUUUUGAUUCUUCUGCUUUAAGUGCUUUCUUGAGCGUUUUAUUUUCAUUUGCUCUGUCGGCAUCAUCUCGGGACAGAUAUAUCCCUCACAGUCCUCGACAUCCAGACGUCGACCUCUGUGGAAUGGACCAGGCUCCCCUGCUACAGCAGACACAAUCAAUGCUACAUUGUCUCUGGAUUUAGAUGUCAUUUGCCAAAAAACUGUUCUGAUUUUAAAAA